Molecule: messenger RNA, 1073 nt
Organism: Engraulis encrasicolus (European anchovy)
Lineage: Eukaryota; Metazoa; Chordata; Actinopteri; Clupeiformes; Engraulidae
Gene: snap29
Product: synaptosome associated protein 29
Exons: 6
Coding region: 107-922 (271 amino acids)
Biological process (GO): synaptic vesicle fusion to presynaptic active zone membrane; synaptic vesicle priming; exocytosis
Cellular component (GO): plasma membrane; SNARE complex
Molecular function (GO): syntaxin binding; SNAP receptor activity
Source: RefSeq, a predicted model, not a curated record
GGAGCUGACGUCACAGCUCGGAAUCAAACAGGAAACUGUUGCAGAAAACGCAGUCAGCUGACAGUAGAGGCGAUAUCAGCAGCUGUGCGAGGAAAGAGACAAGAGAAUGGCGUACCCCCACUCCCGCAAUCCGUUCGCGGAUGAUGACGAUGAGGAGGAGACGGCGGGCUCCAGGUCAAGAGGAGGAGGGGGCUUCAACUUCGACGACGAGCCUCCCGAGAGCAACAUGACGGAGGCCGAGCGCCGUCAGCGCUACCUCCAGCAGGAGGUGAUGAGGACGGCACAGUCGGCCGUGGACAGCAGCCACCGAUCGCUGGGGCUCCUCUACGAAGCGGAGAAAGUCGGCACGGACACUGCAGAGGAGCUGAUGCGUCAAGGUGAGGCACUGAAGCGUACAGAGCGCAUGGUGGACGGCAUGGAGCAGGACCUGCGGACCAGCCAGCGCCACAUCAACAGCAUCAAGAGCGUCUGGGGCGGCCUGGUCAACUACUUCAAGGCCAAGCCCGAGCCUGCCAAGCCCCCGCCCACCAAGGACCAGCCCACGGGCUACCAGGCCAACAGCAAGUUACAGAACGCUCUGUCAGAGAGCAAACAGCAAGAGGACAAGUAUGAGGCCAGCCAUCCCAACUUACGAAAACUGGACACGUCUGGAUUUGGAGCGUCAGCCUCCUCGGAUCCUGAACCUCCUUCAUCCAGUCAGAACGGCUAUCCCUCCCAGAACAGGCACCUGAAAGCUGCCCAUCAGAAACUGGACAACAACCUAGACGAGAUGUCUCUGGGCCUGAGUCGGCUGAAGAACCUGGGCCUGGGCCUGCAGAACGAGAUUGAGGACCAGGACGUGGCUCUGGACUCGCUGCUCAACAAGGUGGACAGCAUGGACGGACGCAUCGGCUCCACCAACCGACAACUGAAAAAACUAUAAACACACUCACACACACACUGACACACACACUACCAGUCAAUAUCCACCAACCGACAACUCAAAAAACUAUAGACACACUCUCACACACACUCUCUCACACACACACACACACACACACACACACACACACACACACACACACGCGCGCGCG